UAAUUAAAGAAGGGAGACAUUGACAUUAGGUUAGGAAGAGAAAGAGAGAGAGAAUUGAUGAAAAGAGAAUGGGAAUUUCUUCAGAGUGUGAGCAAGGUAGUAACAGUGUCAACGGUAACGGUAACGGUAACGGUAACGGUAACGGGAACGCAGUUGAAGUAGAGUGCGUGAAAUGCGACUCAUGCGGCUUCACGGAAGAAUGCACGCCGGCAUACAUUUCACGGUUGCGGCAGCGCUACCAGGGACGGUGGCUCUGCGGCCUCUGCGUCGAGGCUGUCAAGGACGAGCUUCUCAGAUCCGACACCCUCAUCUCCACCGAAGAAGCUCUCAACCGCCACAUCUCUUUCUGCAGAGACUUCAGAGCUUCAGCCAAACCAGAGCACCCUCUCUUCGCCAUGGCACGAAUCCUUCGAAGAAGUUUGGAUUCCUCUUCUUCUUCUCCGAGGCCUCUCCGGACCAAUUCCACCGGGGCACUUCCACCACUUCAUCGUGUUCAAACUGCUCCACCAGCCGCUCUUCUUCGAUCCGACAGUUGCUUCUCAUCUAUAUCAGGGGUAUAACACAACUCCAUGAUUACGAUCACUUCCUUUCUUUCUUUCUUUUAAUCCUUCAUCUUUACUGUAUAUACAUCUAGACUGCUUAACAAAUUCUUCAAACUUUUAAUUCCUUCUUGUUCUCUAAUUUUCUCUGUUUUUUUUCUUAAUUUUCUUUUCUACAAAAGAAUAUGUUGA
Molecule: messenger RNA, 731 nt
Organism: Arachis stenosperma
Lineage: Eukaryota; Viridiplantae; Streptophyta; Magnoliopsida; Fabales; Fabaceae
Exons: 1
Coding region: 69-560 (163 amino acids)
Source: RefSeq, a predicted model, not a curated record